Molecule: messenger RNA, 1915 nt
Organism: Hydractinia symbiolongicarpus
Lineage: Eukaryota; Metazoa; Cnidaria; Hydrozoa; Anthoathecata; Hydractiniidae
Product: YTH domain-containing family protein 3-like
Exons: 5
Coding region: 1-1866 (621 amino acids)
Biological process (GO): mRNA destabilization
Cellular component (GO): cytoplasm
Molecular function (GO): mRNA binding; N6-methyladenosine-containing RNA reader activity
Source: RefSeq, a predicted model, not a curated record
AUGACUCGUAUUUUUUAUUUCUUUCUUUGUGCUUUACAUUCCACGCUGAAGGAGAAAACUAAUUCGUUCGACCGGUGCGAACUGUUUGCUGCGUUUUUUUAUUGUUGUGUAUUAUAUUGUUGGUUUAUGACUGUAAUGUCGAAUUAUUUAAACCAGAGUGGUAAGGAAAACUUGAAUAAUCCAGUUUUUGUUACUGACAGAAUCCCAAAAUCUUUCCAUAAUACUAAAAACCUCACUUCUGACCCAAUUGACUUGAAUAAACAAGGAUUAACAACGGCACAACCAGUGGCAGCACACAUUGGCAACGGAAUGCCGGAGCCUUACAUGUCACCUGGCUAUUAUGCUAAUAAUACUGGAUUCCCGAUGUCGUUUCCGAACUUUACUCAGCCUCAGUGGUCUACAGGCACUAACAAUCCUCAGGCUGCUCCCCAGAACUUUGACCAUACUGCAAUGCAAUAUAGUACGUUAGGAGCAGCUCCAACUGCUCAACCAAAUGCAGAUGGUAGUCAGGCCCAUCAGUAUGUAGCUGCUGAUCAUUUGUUUAAUCAAAACAAUUCUGCUUACCAGAAUGCAUUCUCUGCCGGACCUUAUAUGAAUGGUAAUUGGUCUUAUUUUAAUAACCCAAGCUCUUUCUUUUUUCCAACUGGUACUGGAGACUUGAAUUUAACUUGGGGUACAGCUGCAGCUGAUAACCCAAACAAUGCAUUGUUUCAAGACUUGUAUAAACCUCCCCCACCUCCAACUGAGCAAGACAAAGGAAAAGUUGAGUCAAUUAAUGAACUUUCCACUGGAUUUGAGAAUGGUGAAGUCAAAACGGUAGAAUCUGUAGAGCAAUCAUUUAAUAGUAUGAGUGUUAGUGCAAAUGAGGAUAUUGAUAAAAGUAUUGAUAAUUCUAUUACUUCAACUGCACCAAGUAGCUCUGUGGCAGCUCCAUCCAAAGCUGUGGCUCCAGCUACUACUCCUGGACAAUCUAAUGCCCCUGCAAAGCCUGUAUCAUGGGCUGCCGUAGCUAGUCAACCUGCGAAAAGUAAACCCCCUACCAAAAAACCUCCAAAAACUACUGCACCUUCAGUGACAAGUAACAAGACAAAUUAUUCUUCCCAAAAUGGAACUGCAACUGGCAAUAAGGGUAAGCAACAAAACCAAUCUGGGGGUCGUUGGAACAAUCGACAGCAAUAUCAGGGUGGGAAUAAUAGUAAUAAUACUGGAAGUGACGUUACUGCUGUUCCUAACGACAGCCAUCUGGAUAUUAAUAGAUUGAAAGAUAGUUCUCCUUUGUUGAAGAAACUCAUGCAAAAGUAUAAUUUCAAUCCAAGAGAUUUUGCUAUGGAUUUUAAGAAUGCCCGUUUCUUUAUUAUUAAGAGUUAUAGUGAAGAUGAUAUUUUUCGCUCAAUCAAAUACUCAAGUUGGACAUCCACUGAACAUGGUAAUCGGAGACUGAAUGAAGCUUUUAAAGAACAGCAAAAAACUGGAGUUAAAACACCAAUGUAUUUGUUGUUCAGUGUCAAUAGUAGUGGACAUUUUUGUGGUGUUGCAGAAAUGAAGUCUGAAGUGGACUUAAAUGUUGAAACAGGUAUUUGGGUGCAAGACAAAUGGAAGGGACGAUUUGACGUCAGAUGGAUUUAUGUAAAGGACGUGCCCAAUAACACUCUACGUCAUAUUCGGCUAGAGAACAAUGAAAACAAGCCUGUUACGAAUUCACGUGACACCCAGGAAGUGCACCCGGACAAGGGCAAGCAAGUGUUGAAAAUUAUGCACAAUUACAAGGCACAAACUUCCAUAUUUGAUGAUUUUUCUCACUAUGAGAAAAGACAAGAAGAAGAUGCAAGGAUGAGGAGCAAGAAAAUGCCGGAGCCGAAUUUGUAAAAUUUAUUGUUGCAAUUCUUCUUCGUGGAAAGUUAAUAUUUUGAAUUGA